AUGUUAUUAUUGACAAUUGGAAAUGGCCUCAUUAAGUUACGAUCUGUCGAGCAUCUCUGGAAAUUCCAAAUGAUGCAUGCCAAGAUUCGAGGGUCAGGACUCGAUACGAAAUAUGAUUGGAAAUAUGAAAAUCAUCAGACUCUCAUCUCGAAAGCUGGAGAAUAUAUUGCCAUCGAUAUUGCCAUCGACAUCGACAUCGAUGCAAAUCAAAAACUUUCAUGUAACUCAGAUUCAAAGGAUUCUAAAAUUGCCAAAGCAUUGAAAACGUUUUAUCUUUUCGACUCUCGAUUGGUCUCGAAACAUUCAAAUUUAUCCGACAUCCGGGGCAUUGGAAUCAAAGCAUUCUUCAUCGAUGAAUGUGAAAACCGUUAA
Molecule: messenger RNA, 372 nt
Organism: Sclerotinia sclerotiorum 1980 UF-70
Lineage: Eukaryota; Fungi; Ascomycota; Leotiomycetes; Helotiales; Sclerotiniaceae
Exons: 5
Coding region: 1-372 (123 amino acids)
Source: RefSeq, a predicted model, not a curated record